Ochotona curzoniae (black-lipped pika) is the source of this 2493-nucleotide messenger RNA. It is a transcript of the gene PDE1C, whose product is annotated as phosphodiesterase 1C. The coding region runs from base 13 to 1908 and encodes 631 amino acids. Gene Ontology annotation, molecular function: 3',5'-cyclic-nucleotide phosphodiesterase activity. Gene Ontology annotation, biological process: signal transduction. Lineage: Eukaryota; Metazoa; Chordata; Mammalia; Lagomorpha; Ochotonidae. The record is from RefSeq and is a predicted model, not a curated record. The transcript is spliced from 17 exons.
UCCUCUACAGCUAUGGAGUCCCCAACCAAGGAGAUUGAAGAAUUUGAGAGCAACUCCCUGAAAUACCUGCAGCCAGAACAGAUCGAGAAAAUCUGGCUGCGGCUCCGAGGGCUGAGGAAAUAUAAGAAAACAUCUCAGAGGUUACGGUCUUUGGUCAAACAGUUGGAGAGAGGGGAGGCCUCGGUGGUGGAUCUGAAGAAGAAUUUGGAAUAUGCAGCUACAGUGCUGGAAUCUGUCUACAUUGAUGAAACCAGGCGACUCCUGGAUACGGAAGAUGAGCUCAGUGAUAUUCAGUCCGACGCUGUGCCUUCUGAGGUCCGAGACUGGCUGGCCUCUACCUUCACCCGGCAGAUGGGGAUGAUGCUUAGGAGGAGUGAAGAAAAGCCCCGGUUCAAGAGCAUCGUCCAUGCUGUGCAGGCUGGGAUAUUUGUGGAGAGAAUGUAUAGACGGACAUCAAACAUGGUUGGCCUGAGCUACCCACCAGCGGUUAUUGAAGCAUUAAAGGAUGUGGACAAGUGGUCCUUCGAUGUCUUUUCCCUCAAUGAGGCCAGUGGAGAUCAUGCACUGAAAUUCAUUUUCUACGAAUUACUUACACGCUAUGAUCUAAUUAGCCGCUUCAAGAUCCCCAUUUCUGCACUUGUCUCUUUUGUGGAGGCCCUGGAGGUGGGCUACAGCAAGCAUAAAAACCCUUACCACAACUUGAUGCAUGCGGCCGAUGUCACCCAGACUGUGCACUACCUCCUGUACAAGACAGGAGUAGCGAACUGGCUGACGGAGCUGGAAAUCUUUGCUAUCAUCUUCUCAGCUGCCAUCCAUGACUAUGAGCAUACCGGAACCACCAAUAAUUUCCACAUCCAGACUCGGUCUGACCCAGCCAUCCUCUACAAUGACAGAUCGGUGCUGGAGAAUCACCAUUUGAGUGCAGCCUACCGCCUUCUGCAGGAAGAUGAGGAGAUGAAUAUUUUGAUCAACCUCUCCAAGGAUGACUGGAGGGAGUUUCGGACCUUGGUAAUUGAGAUGGUGAUGGCUACGGAUAUGUCUUGUCAUUUUCAACAAAUCAAAGCAAUGAAGACCGCCCUGCAGCAGCCAGAAGCAAUUGAAAAACCAAAGGCCUUAUCCCUGAUGCUGCACACAGCAGAUAUCAGCCACCCGGCAAAAGCCUGGGACCUGCAUCACCGCUGGACCAUGUCACUCCUGGAGGAGUUCUUCAGACAGGGCGACAGAGAAGCAGAGUUGGGACUACCCUUUUCUCCUCUGUGUGAUCGAAAGUCGACGAUGGUUGCUCAGUCGCAAGUAGGUUUUAUUGAUUUCAUUGUGGAACCCACUUUCACUGUGCUCACGGACAUGACCGAGAAGAUUGUGAGUCCGCUAAUCGAUGAAACUUCCCAAACCAGUGGGACAGGACAGAGACGUUCAAGUUUAAACAACAUCACUUCAUCAGAUGCCAAGCGUUCAGGUGUGAAGAGCUCUGGGUCGGAAGGAAGUGCCCCCAUCAACCACUCUGUCAUCCCUGUUGACUACAAGAGCUUUAAGGCUACGUGGACUGAAGUGGUGCACAUUAAUAGGGAGCGAUGGAGGGCCAAGGUGCCCAAAGAGGAGAAAGCCAAGAAGGAGGCUGAGGAAAAGGCUCGCCUGGCUGCUGAGGAGAAGCAAAAGGAAAUGGAAGCCAAAGGCCAGGCAGAAGAAGGCAAGGCCGAGAAGAAGGCAUCUGGAGAUGCCAAGAAUCAAGGCAAUGGGACACGCACAAACAGAAGUGAGAACCCUCGUGGGAAGAAUGCCAAGGUGGAGAAGGCAUCGGGAGAGAAGUCACAGACUGGUGACUUGAAAGAUGGUAAAAAUAAGACAGAGAAGCAGGAUCACUCCAACGCUGGAAAUGAAUCAAAGAAAACAGAUGAUUCGGAAGAGUAAAACAGACCUCAAAUACAAUAAAAGAGGCUGCCCAUGCCUCCCAUCAUUUUAGCUGAGCUGCUUCAUUCUCCCUCUUCCACAAAGACCUGUUUCUGGGGAAGGUGUGCAACUUUCAAAAGGAAGCUCUCCCCUGCCCCACCCCUGACACUUGGCCUUCUCUCAUGGGUCUCCUCCAACGGGAUGACUCUGGGAGUUGGUUUAAGAUCUGAGAACUACUGGGGAUUUUCCCCCAAGCAAACAAGCCAACUUGAGAUUUUUGCACAGAGGUACAACAUGAAGGGACUUCCUCAAACUCCUUGGCUGGUGACCUGGCUUUCAAGGCACCUGUCUGGCCUGGUGAGAAUGGACAUCCUGGAUGCGCUGAGGCCUGGAAAGCCACAGAAACUGCCAUUUUAUUACUGUCAAUGCCAUUACUUUAAGGGUUCUUACCCUGGCUACUGGUGAUGGAUACAGCCAUACCAGCCAUCAUCACAGCUAAGAUACUCAAUUUCUGGUUCUUUUCCUGAAUCAGGACCAUUUAUUUUCUUCAAUUUCUUUUCAGAUGUGAGCAUUGUUUUUGUGCUUUUUUUCUCCAUUUGUAUAAUA